Messenger RNA from Corvus hawaiiensis (hawaiian crow), 4161 nucleotides. RefSeq names its product ankyrin repeat and sterile alpha motif domain containing 4B (gene ANKS4B). NCBI's taxonomy places the organism in Eukaryota, Metazoa, Chordata, Aves, Passeriformes, Corvidae. Gene Ontology annotation, molecular function: protein binding. The transcript is spliced from 2 exons. The coding region runs from base 67 to 1305 and encodes 412 amino acids. The record is from RefSeq and is a predicted model, not a curated record. Gene Ontology annotation, biological process: brush border assembly.
UGGAAGAGUGACUGUAAAGUCUGGAUAUUGCUCAGAGCUGCUUUGGGAAACCAGAAGCUGCUGAAAAUGUCGAGCAGGUAUCACAAAGCAGCGGCUGAUGGCAAUGUGGACCUGUUGAAAGAAGCCACUAGGAAAGACCUCAACGCUUCUGAUGAAGAUGGGAUCACUCCCACCCUUCUGGCAGCCUACCACGGGUACCUGGAAGCUCUGGAAGUCAUAUGCCGGAGGGGGGGUGAUCCGGACAGGUGUGACAUCUGGGGGAACACGGCCCUGCACCACGCUGCCUGCAAUGGCCACAUCCACUGCGUCUCUUUCCUGAUCAACUUCGGUGCCAACAUCUUCGCUCUGGACAACGACCUGCGCACUCCCCUGGAGGCGGCGGCCAGCAGGGACCGCAAGGACUGCGUCCAGAUCCUGGACAAAGCCGCCACCGAGCAGAACCUGCUGAAUCCAAAGAAGGUCUCCAAACAAAAGGCACAGGCCCAGAGGAACGUCGAGAGACAAAUCAAGGAAUGUGAGAAGCGCCAAGAGAAACACCAGCAUGAAAUGAACCGGAAUUACAUUAAAGAAAGGGUUGGCACGGUGAAUUCUUCCAAAGGAACACACUCCAGGGUAAAGUUGCCUGGUCUAUUUGCUUCAAAUACCACAAGUACUUUAACCAAAAACCUGAAAGAUACCUUGAAACUCAAGGCAAAAAAGACAGCCGACAGCACAAGAAGGCAGGAAACACAAAGAAAUGACCAAGAGGAUGAUGCAGGUAGGAGAAGUGUGAUGCAUUUGUUUGAUGAGAAAGAAGAGGAUGAAUUACUGGAUGACCUCGAAGGGAAAAACCUUGCUGAUAAUGACAGUCAGCUCUCCAUUUUUCAGCGGCCAGGUCUUGGCAAGAUUGUGUUUGGAAGGAAUUUGGCUGCAGAGGUAAAUCCUGAAACUGUGUCUUCUGAGAAAGAAGGGAUAAGAUUUACAAUGGCCAGUGAGCUGUUUCAGUAUGAGAAUGCUGAGAAUGGCGGGGAAGAUGAUGCUGAAAACAGCGCUGAUGUCCCUUGGAAUGAGGAAGAAGUCAUUUGGGAGGAUGAGGAAGCAGAAAAUACACCCCUUGAAGUGUUUCUGGCAUCACAGAUGCUGGAUGAAUUUCUUCCAGUCUUCAUGAGAGAAAAAAUUGAUUUAGAUGCCCUGAUGCUAUGCUCUGAUGAAGAUCUACGCAACAUUCAGAUGGAGCUUGGGCCAAGAAAGAAAGUCCUGAAUGCUGUGAAUAAAAGAAAGCAGGCACUCGAGAGCCCUGGGAAAGCUGUAGAUACUUGCUUAUAAAUUAUCAUAGCAGUUGUUGUAGCCUACACACUGAUUCGUUACCUUUCCCUCUUUCCAAAGAGUGUGCAACUCUUUUCAGAACUCUACUAAAGCAGAAGGCAGAGAGGUUACCAAUUGCUUUAGAAAGUACAGCAGGGAUAAAAUUUUUCUCUCUGGAGAGAUAGUUGUGGUGAACAGGAUAUUAAGUAAAGCAUGUUCUGCCAAAGGAAAAAAGAAAAAAGAAUGGGAAAGAAAAAACCCAAACGCUUUUUCUCCCUGAACUGUUUAUGUGGAUUGGAUUUCUUUUGGUCCAGAUAAUUUAAAAUAUCUGUGAAGACCAGGCCCAUUGCAUUCUUUACUAAAGGCCUCCCUUUCUUCUCCAAAACCACAAUGCAAAGAGCAUUCUCAGAGCUUGGGAGCUUUGAGUUUUCUCCAUUUGCUUCUGUAAGAUCACUACAAACAACUCUUCUUGGUACUGAUGGUGUGUUAGAAAAGACAUCUGAAUCUUGAUUUUAGCUGUGGUUCAUUGACUCUAAUCAGAUCUGAAUUAAUGUAAAUAAUACUAAUUUACAGCAAGUUUCAUAUUUUUGUCAGUAAAGUUUUUACUUCUGUAUUGACAAUAAUUUAAAAAUACAUGAAGUAUUCUCCCAAGAGAUGUUCAGUGUGAGUUGUAUAUUCCUUUCUUAUCUCAUUAGACUGGAUCCAACUACCAGCACCCAUCAUGUCCUAAAUGCCAUCAAGGCUGCAGUACUUUUAUCUACAAGAAGCUGAUGUUUAAUUUUCAAAAUUUUGGAUCUGUGUUGGUAUACCCUCAGCUUGGUUCCUAUAGGCUGCAUUUUCCAUGCAAAGUCCCAGAAAUGAGGAUUCAUAUCACACACCAUUUUCUGUGGGUUGUUGUCAGCCUUAGCCUGAAAGCUGUGUAUCACACUCACACAGAGAGCCCAUCAAAAUAAAAAGAAAAUGAGAUGUGCUGCUGUGGAAGCUCCUGCUCCUCACAGUCUAUCUGGAGGCAUUCACAGCAGGGUUCCCCUGUUCCUUUGGGAAGCCAGCACUCUCAGAUAUAAAUUAAUCACUCCUGUUGAGUUUUGUGACUCUAAUAAGGUGUUUGCAGCAGCCAUGCUCUGGCUAAGAUCACAGAUUUUAGAUGCACAUUUAUUAGCAGAACAUUCAUCUUUAAAUCUCUUUUUAUAGCUUUCCAUUAGCCAGCUAUGAUUUUUUCCUUAGGGGAAUGUGGCAUUUGUGGACACUAAUCCUGGUUAAUGAUCUGUGUUUUUUCAUGUUUCUUCUUUCCAUAUCAUCUUGUGACUUUGAUUUGUGUAUUACAGCACCUUGUCUUGGCUGAACUUUAUACUGCACUCUUCCCUGCUUGGAUUCCUGCACUACAGCAGGUCGAUCUGUUCUUAUAUGAAGCAAUCACAUCAAAGUCCUGUUCUGUGCAACCUUCCAUGGUUGCUGUGCUCAGCACAGUAAUUCAGACACCUUCCCCCCAGACUCUGUGCCUGGUUGUUUUCAUUUUGGCUAAGAAACUCCCAAAUGUUUAACAAAGCAAGAAGGAACCAAUUAAUCUUUCAUAUUUGAAGGCAUAUGAUUAAGUGGAUUUUCAAUCCCCCUUCCCAUUGCUGCUGAGGCCAGCCCAGCCUCAUCCCUCCCUGCAUCCUCUGGUCCCUGCAGCAGCUCAGUUCCACACCCCCAGCACACAGGGCUGGCACAAGGUCUGUACUGCUCCAGUGACUCCUCUCUGCUGCAAAGUGCUGAGCAUGAUGCACCCUUUUCAGGGCAGAUUUUAAAUAAGUGGGUUGGAUUCAGCUACCCAGGAAAUACUUUUGACAACUCUAAGCAUGCAAAUGCCUGUCACCGACGGGAGGCAAGUGUAGGUAGAGGAGAAGGCACUGCAAGGAACCAAGGAUCUCCAUAUUGCACUGAAAAUCUGCCUCUCUGCUUACUCAUCUGCAGCCUCUGACAACCAGAGAGAACAGCAGAGACCAUCUGCACAUAAAUAACUCAGUUGCCACAGGCAUCCUCAGUGUUCAGGCAUCUCCUUAGGUAUUUGCAGUGACUCUGGAGCUAAAAGGAACAGCACCAGACCUGUGGGCGUUCCUUGUCCUCCAGAAACUGUAUCAAGAGACUGCAAGAAGCCCCAGAGCACCCCAUAUGAUACUUAUUUUUAGGCAACUGAAUAAAUUUUUUAUUUUUAUACUUUUUAAUUUUAAAAAGUGCGAUAGUGCUAACCCUUUUCUUAUGGGAUGGUAUAAAGUAGCCCUGUGGAAAAAAAAUGGGGGAAAAAUAAAUCAGCCACAAACCAGAAAAGGAAUGGACAACAACAUGAAAGUCAAAGAAAACCAGCAGUAUCUAUUUGAUUUUAAUAUAAAUGCAAGUUACACAAGUUCAUAAUCCACUAAUUUGUAAGAGAAGGAAACAUAGAAAUUGAUGCUAUUAUUUCCCCUCAGAAAAAUCUAAAGGUGGCAUUCAAGCAAUUUCCAUUGUAACUGAACCAAAUCCUCUUCAUGACAUCAGAGGUGCAACACUGAAGCCAGGCUCCCAAAAUCUCCCACUGCCAGUGAGGCUGAGAACAGUGUGGGUUUUCAGAACCAGGUCUUUGGACUGGCUCCAUUUACUCUUUAAAGUGCAUAGUCUGUAGGACAGUACCUGUGAAAAUAAACUGGACUUGUCUUCUUCCCAAACACAUCAAAUUACAAAUCUGGUGUCACACUGGCACAGAACUGGGAUAAUACUGCCAUAAUUAUUAACUGCAAGUUUCCAUACAGUUCUUGAAUAAUGGAACAUCACUGGCUUUAAUGUUUACCUCAAGUUAGUGUAGUUCUGCAUCACUGAAGUAACAAACUAAGUCAACACAUACACUUCUGAACACCUCAGAAA